Eupeodes corollae is the source of this 3861-nucleotide messenger RNA. RefSeq lists its product as uncharacterized. NCBI's taxonomy places the organism in Eukaryota, Metazoa, Arthropoda, Insecta, Diptera, Syrphidae. Gene Ontology annotation, biological process: proteolysis. The record is from RefSeq and is a predicted model, not a curated record. The coding region runs from base 401 to 3808 and encodes 1135 amino acids. The transcript has 13 exons. Gene Ontology annotation, molecular function: serine-type endopeptidase activity.
CCAACAAGCAACAAGUCUUUUGAGAAGUUUCCCAUUCAUAAUUUUUCUUAUUUAAAUCCAAUGCUGUGAUCUUUGCAAGUUCAGUGGUCAUCGGUAGCUUAUCAAACUUGCACAUGUUCGGUUCCGAAAUUAAAAAUUUAGUCUUUUUUUAGAGCUUAUAGUUAUGCGCCAACGCCGUCGCUGCUGCUGCUCUCAAAUUAUUUAUUAAUAAUUUAUUUUAUUAUUAAUAAAAAUAAAUUAAUAAAUAAAAAGAAUCUUAAGAUACAGUUCAGUAUAUAAACGGGUACCUGUUUUAUUUAUUGCAUUGAGCCGUUUCUGGUUUUGACUUUGAGUGCGUUUGGUUCGGUACAGUUUUUGGAUUUAUUUUUAUACUUUUUUGAAUUGCGUUAAUAAGGCAAAAAUGUGGCUAAAGAAUACUUUCUGGGCGUUAUUGUCGGUAUUCCUGAUGGUUCUUGGUAGCAUUGAGGUUAUGGCUGACUGGCAGUUUGAUAAACAAGAAAUCGGAUUAAGAUCCACACUGGAGGAAGGAGAAACCUGUCAAAUAAAAACCGGGGAAGCAGGGAUCUGUAAAAGACUUUCAUCCUGUGAAGUAUACUAUGAUGGAUUAAAGCGGAAAACUAUUCCAUAUAGUUUCCUUGUCCGGUGCUCAUUCAUUGAUGUAGAUGAAGUUAUUUGUUGUCCACUUAAUAAUACAAGGCCAAUAAAUCUUGAAGAACCAGUCACAGCAAUAGGAAUUUCAAGAGCCACGAGAUCACCACCUACUGAACCGCCCCGAAGGAAUGGAGGCGAACGACCUUCUCAAGCAGCUUGUCGGAGAUACAGUGGUGCUAUUCUUGGUUUCCAUAUCUUAGAUGGCCUCCCGGUGUCACCUGGUGAAUAUCCCCAUAUGGGAGGUUUGAUAGUUCCUCUUGGUGGUGGAAAUACGGUUGACAAUCGAUGUGGAUCUUCGCUGAUAUCGGAGCGAUAUGUCCUAACUGCUGCUCAUUGUGUUAAUGAUCCGCUAGCGCAGCCAACAUUUGUGCGCUUAGGUGUAGUUGUAUGGAAUGCCACAGACGAUGACAAUAGUGACGGUAUCCUUCCUGUUGAUGUUGAAAUUGAGAACAUAACAAUGCACUGGCAAUACCAAUCACACUUGCGUUACCAUGACAUAGCUCUAAUUAGACUUCGCAAGGAUGUUGAAUUGUCACCUUUCAUUCGUCCAGCCUGUCUAUACACAGAUUCUAAGGAUAUAGAUUCGUCAACUCCACUCGUAGUCAUCGGUUGGGGUGUUACAAAUGUCCAGACUCGUGUUCGGUCUGAAGUCCUUCUUCAAACUAAUGUGACAACGGUUCCGAUUAGAGAUUGUAAUGCAACACACAUAUCCUAUGGUACAUCCCGUGGCUAUCGAAAUGGCCUCAGCGAUGGACACUAUUGUGCUUACGACCCAGAACUGAGAAAAGAUUCAUGCGAAGCAGAUUCUGGUGGUCCUUUGCAAUUGGUCCGUAAUCGAGAAUCGACAAUUGUUGGAAUUGUGUCAUUUGGACUCUCAUGUGGAAGUGCCAUUCCAUCAGUGUACACAAGAGUAGCGCAUUACUUAGAUUGGAUCGAAAGUAUUGUUUGGCCAUCUUCAGUUAAAAAUCUUUACGGAUAUCUUGUGUCUGCAGUGACUAACAUAUUUCGAAUUUAUUUCGUGAGUGAGAAUUGUUUAACCGCAACGCAAGUGAGAGGCCUCAUUCAUUCAAAAACAAUGUUGUUGACCUUCGUCGUGGUGGAUAAGAAGUCUAUGUUGUGGUCUUCAACAAUGACGCUUAAAUUCCUGGUACUGAUGUUGAGUGUUUUAUUGGCCAGCGUCAACGGAUGGGAAUAUGAUGACACUGACUCGAAAACAACGUUAGAAGAAGGGGAUAAUUGCAGAACCAAAACCCGUGAACCAGGUAUUUGCAGAAGGCUUACAUCAUGUGGAGUUUAUUAUGAAGGCUUGAAACAGAAAACCAUAAAAUAUAGUUUUCUUGUUCGUUGCUCAUUCAUCGAUGCUGAAGAAGUUAUCUGUUGUCCACUUGAAGACAACCAAGUACCAGGUCCUGAAACCACAACAGGAACAUCUGUGGGUUGGGGAAAAUUUGUAGUGACUACAGAAAAAUUAUCAGCAAAAACAACUACAACUAUGAAACCGAUUGUGGUUAAUGGAAAAACCAUAACAGGUAAUGAGCCAUUUUUGGAUUUAUCGAAAUUACUAAAAAGUACAACCACAAAGAGACCGCAACAAAAUAGACUAAAUCCUGAAAAUUUUGUAAUCAAUAAUAAUGGUCGUGAUGGUCGACCAGUUCAGCAAGGUUUUAACACAGCGGGAGCAGCUCAAAACCCUUGGAUUGUAUCCGGUAAUAUAAAUAAUCAAUGGCUAAACCAAAGACCACCUCAAAAUCAGGAAAGACCAUUGAUUCAACAAAAUAAAGUACGUUUUCCGACAGAACCUACAAUAUGGAAGCAAUCCCAAAUAAUGCCAUUAGUAGUUGAUCCAGAUGUAGAGGUUUUCAAUACAAUCGACACAAACAAGGACUCAUCAUCAGCUAAGCUUGUUCAAUUUCCUGGUCAAAUGACGCUGUCGACUUCGCCAUUACAAAAUUCACCUCCAAAAGCCGAAACAAUAAUUGCCCAGCAUAAUGAUGUUUUCGAACAGUUCAAAUUCCGUCCUAGUGUUGAGGAUACAAAUGUGGUAGAGAAUACUGGAAAGGCUUGGGGCUGGUCAACUUCAAAUAAAAAUUUAAAUUCACAAAGACCUGAGGUAACAACAUCCCGAAGGACAACGUCAACCACUACGACGACGACCACUUCAGCACCGAUUCUUGCUGAUUGGAUGAUAGAUGCUUUGAAACAAGCAUCCGCUGCAACAACGACAUCAACUGCGAGGCCUUCACCAUCACUGACACCGGUGACCGUCAUUCCCUUUACAACACCGAUUGUAGUAACAAGGUCACCUCCUGUCGAAACAGUAACCAGAGGUAAUCGAGCUGAAAGACCCUCACAAGCCGCAUGUCAAACUUUCAGCGAGGUUAAUCCAGCCGGUCUAACUUUCCACAUCUUAGAUGGACUUCCUGUUGCACCCGGUGAAUUUCCUCAUAUUGGAGGUUUGAUUUUUCCACAGGGAGGUGGCACUGAUGUCGAUAAUCGAUGUGGGUCAUCAUUAAUAUCCGAGAGAUAUGUCUUGACCGCUGCUCAUUGUGUUAAUGAUCCAUUAGCGCUGCCAACAGUUGUACGGUUGGGUGUUGUUGUAUGGAAUUCCAAAGAUGAAGAUUAUCCUCCGUUGGACGCAGAAAUCGAGAAUAUAAUUGUGCACCCUGAAUACCGAUCCCACCUGCGUUACCAUGACAUCGCCCUUAUUAAGCUUCGCAAUGACGUUAAAUUUACCGCUUUCAUUCGACCAGCCUGCCUCAACUCAGAUCUGCGGGAUUUGGAUUCCAACACUCGACUCGUGGUUAUUGGUUGGGGUGUAACAAAUGUCCAGACUCGUGCCCGUUCCGAAAUUCUUCUAAUGACCAAUGUAACAACAGUUGCUCUACAGGAAUGCAAUGCCACCCACAUUGCAUACGGUACGUCCCGAUCCUAUCGAAGUGGACUUAAUGAAGGACACUUAUGUGCAUACGAUCCGGAAUUGAAAAAGGAUGCAUGUCAAUCGGAUUCUGGUGGUCCAUUGCAAUUGGUUCGUAACAAGCAAUCGACUAUUGUUGGAAUUGUGUCAUUUGGACUGUCAUGUGGAAGUUCUGUUCCGUCGGUUUAUACAAGAGUGGCCUUCUACCUGGACUGGAUUGAAAGUAUUGUUUGGCCAUCGUAAUUCAGUGUCAAUUGUUUGCAAAUAAAUGUGUAAACUACAGUCAAACCUUCUUA